Solanum tuberosum (potato) is the source of this 612-nucleotide messenger RNA. RefSeq lists its product as uncharacterized. The coding region runs from base 1 to 612 and encodes 203 amino acids. NCBI's taxonomy places the organism in Eukaryota, Viridiplantae, Streptophyta, Magnoliopsida, Solanales, Solanaceae. The transcript is spliced from 2 exons. The record is from RefSeq and is a predicted model, not a curated record.
AUGUCAAAUCUAUCAAAACUUGAGUUUGUGGCACUUGACAUUACCAGAAAGAAUUAUUUGUCAUGGGUUCUUGAUGCUGAAAUCCACCUUGACGCUAAAGGUCUUGGUGAUACUAUUAAACAAGAAAAUAAAGCAUCAAGUCAGGAUAAAGCGAAAGCCAUGAUUUUUCUCCUACAUCAUCUUCAUGAGGGAUUAAAAACUGAAUAUUUAACUGUGAAAGACCCCCUUGAAUUAUGGAUUAAUUUGAAGGAUCAGUAUCACCACCUAAAACUUACGGUGUUACCAAAAGCUCGAUAUACUAUCACUGAUGAUGACUUACUUGAGAAAACUUUUUCCAGAUUUCACGCCUUAAAUGUGUUGUUACAACAACAAUACCGUGAAAAGGGGUUUAAGAAAUAUUCUGAAUUAAUUACAUUCCUACUUGUGGCUGAGCAGAAUAAUACUUUGUUGAUGAAAAAUCAUGAAGCCCGUCCCACUGGGUCUGCUCCAUUCCCUGAAGGGAAUGUUGUAGCAACACAUAAUCAAUCUGACUCAAGAGAAAAUAAUUCUCGUGGAUGUGAUCAUGAUCGUGGCCAUGAUCGUGGACGAGGACGUGGACGUGGUAGAGGAUGA